Messenger RNA from Rhodamnia argentea, 2559 nucleotides. Its product is annotated as polycomb group protein EMBRYONIC FLOWER 2. Gene Ontology annotation, molecular function: chromatin DNA binding. The coding region runs from base 328 to 2265 and encodes 645 amino acids. Lineage: Eukaryota; Viridiplantae; Streptophyta; Magnoliopsida; Myrtales; Myrtaceae. Gene Ontology annotation, cellular component: nucleus. The record is from RefSeq and is a predicted model, not a curated record. The transcript has 21 exons.
CGCUCCGACUCCCAAUUCCAGCUGAAACAGAGAUUGCUCCUCUUUUCCGUUCUUUUUUUCACUAGGCUUAUAUAGGCUAAGCUCUCUUCUCGGGAAUUCGUCUCAGCUCCGUUACUUCGUAGAGCUCUCCACACAAGACAAAUCCGCCUGAAUUUCUGCAUUGGAAGACCAAGUUUGAGCUCAAUUUCGUAAGGAGAAUCCUCGCGCGGCGUGACAUUGGAUGCAAGAUAAGCUUCACCGGUCUCCGGGCGGCAAGUGCAAGGGCAACCACUAGGUUAUAGGAGUAAGCUAUGAGGAGCGUAUGCAUGAAAAUUUCGUAGCUGGAUAAUGCCAGGCAUCCCUUUAGCAGCUCGUCAAACUUCAUAUUCAAGAAGUGCAGAUCAGAUGUGCCGUCAAGACUCCCAGGUGCAUUUAUCUGCUGAAGAGGAACUUUCUGCUGAAGAGAGUCUCUCAAUCUAUUGCAAGCCUGUGGAACUCUACAACAUUCUCCAGCGCCGUGCUGUCGGAAAUCCACUGUUUCUUCAGAGAUGUCUGAGCUACAAGAUACAGGUGAAACACAGAAGGAGGGUACAAAUGACAAUUUCUCUGCCAAGGACUACAACUGAUGGUUUUCAAUCAGGAAGAGUGCUUCCUAUGUAUGUAUUGUUGGCGAGAUUAGAGUCAGAGGUUAACAGUUUGGAGCAUUCUGCAGAAUAUCGCUAUAGCCGUGCGUGUGUCUUGACCAGUUUCAUGGGAGCUGAGGAUGAUACCCAUAGUCAGGCAAAUUUUAUUCUUCCCGAGAUCAAUAAACUAGCAUUGGAGGCCAAAUUAGGCUCGCUUUUCAUCUUGCUUGUGUGCUAUGCGGGACCUGAAAAAUCUCUUUAUGGAAAUGAUACAACCAAAACUCAACUGGAUGUAGCAGCUUAUCAACGAAAUGCUCCUGGAUUCUGUGUUUUGGGAAAGAUACCGAUGAAAUCUCUUUAUUUAUUGUGGGAGAAGUCACCGAACCUGAGUUUAGGACAAAGAGCAGAGGUUACCUUUUCUGUUGAUAUGCACACUUGCUUGGUCAAGUGGAGACACUUAAAUGAGGACAGACACAUAUCUGUGCAAGUUCCAUAUAGCUCUGAAAUUCUGAGUGCACGAGAGCGUCUACAUGUAAUCGUCGCUGCUGAAGAGGUUGGGGCAAAGGAGAAAUCACCGUAUAAUUCAUCCAUGUGCAAUGAUGUCAUCUCUUCAUCAUUCUCUCAUAUAAUGCGCUUGAGGGCCGGCAAUGUUAUUUUCAACUACAGAUAUUUCAACAAUAAGUUGCAAAGGGCGGAAGUGACCGAAGAUUUCUCCUGUCCUUUCUGCUUGGUCAAGUGCGCAAGUUUCAAGGGUCUGAGGUAUCAUUUGUUGUCAUCACAUGAUCUCUUCAAUUUUGAGUUUUGGGUAACUGAAGAGUACCAGGCCGUUAAUGUGUCUGUAAGAACAGAUCCUUGGAGGUCUGAGAUUGUUGCCGAUGGUAUGGAUCCAAGGCUGCAAACGUUUUUCCGCUGCUUAAAGCCAUUCAAGAGGAAAAGAUCACUCCACCUAGUUCAAAAUUCCAAGCAUGUCUAUCCACUGAUCUUGGAAUCAGAGUUGCCUUCAGGAGUGACAAGUGCCACAGGACAGUCAUAUGCUGACACUGAUUGUGUUCAAUCAAUGUCUGCCAACAAUUUUGCACCCCCUGCGAUGCUUCAGUUCGCAAAGACGAGGAAGUUAUCGAUUGAGCGAUCUGAGCCGAGAAACCGUCUCCUCUUGCAAAAGCGGCAGUUCUUUCAUUCACAUCGAGCUCAGGUGAUCCAAAGACAUGAGUUUUUUUUAAUUCUAUUCCAUGUGGAUCAGUUUAUAUUUGAAUUUUUUAUAACCCCUGUUUCCUGGUUCUUGAAGCCUAUGGCAGUUGAACAAGUGAUGUCUGAUCGAGAUAGUGAGGAUGAAGUUGAUGAUGAUGUGGCUGACUUUGAAGAUCGAAGGAUGCUUGAUGAUUUUGUGGACGUGACCAAAGAUGAGAAGCAAAUGAUGCAUCUAUGGAAUUCAUUCGUGAGGAAGCAAAGGGUGCUGGCAGAUGGUCAUAUUCCUUGGGCAUGUGAGGCAUUUUCAAAAUUGCAUGGAAAUGACCUUGUCCGUGCACCUGCACUUAUUUGGUGUUGGCGACUCUUUAUGAUCAAGCUUUGGAAUCAUGGCUUGCUUGAUGCCCGCACCAUGAACAAUUGCAAUAUCACCCUAGAACAAUGCCAGAAUCAAGGGUCAGAUCGCAUGGAAAGCUAGACAGGAAAUCCAUGGCGACACAUCCAUGGCCAAUGAGCGUGGAGCAAGAGGGAUAAUAGAAAUGCAGACAAUUAUCUAACUCUCAUUGGGGAGACUCUGCAUCCAUUUUCUCGGAGGUUUUCUUUUCUUAUUUAGUGUGAGGCAUCCCAGGGCCCAAUUGUAUCUGUAAGUAUGCUCUGUCCUUCUUCGUGCAACUUUGACAAGUCAUCAAUGUUAUAUCUACAUGGAAAGUAAUCCGUUUGAUGGAAAGCAUCAGACACAUUGUCGAAAAACAAAGCAAUCAUUUUAUCAUAC